AGCACAGGAUCGCGCGUUCUAUACCAAUUUGCAGAUCGAUAGAACCAUUUCUCUAUCACAGAGAGCCACGAAGGACUUAUGGCUGACUUGAACCCACACAUCCGAACCACUGGCUAUUGGAGUCCAGGAAUGCCACUUGCGUCGCCCAGUGCCUUAUCCAUGCCGGACCGAAGAACAACAACAGUUGCGGUCGGUGCAACUGUCUUCUCCGUCGUGUUUGCUGUCCUGGUUGUCUCCGCACUUUCGUACAUCCUCUACAAAGCCAUGCACUCUCCUCGGCGCAUUCAGAAUGUGUCUGCUUUCUGCUGCCCGGAUAUUCUCGAGUCCUUGUACUUCGUUAUGAACCGAAGCAAAGAUCCCUGCCAGGACUUCUACCAGUAUACCUGCUACGCCUGGAGGGAGAACCGUACCAGCGCAGCGCGUCAACGCCUAAUGGAAGAUGUGGUGUUUCCUAUCUUUCAAAUGAAGGCACCUAUAGUGGAAGAUGGCCAUUCGGGCAGCUCACCAUCAGCCAAGGCCAUUGGACAGUACUACAGCAGCUGCAUCAGGCAUGCACUCAGAGGCAUCAAACACGUUGUGACAUCGGCAGUGCGAGCAAUUAUAUCGAUUGUUCCAGACCUAUCAUUCAAUUCUCCGCAAGCUGUUAUCCUCAAGUCUAUGAUGGUGCUGAGUAGCGAGUACUACCUCUUCUUCCUCAUCAACUUCUUCUAUGUUCCCCAUUCGAAACGGAGGAACGCCCAUCUUUCCAUUUCUGUCUAUUCAGUAUUUAUCAGCGACGAGGCUGUGGCGACGGAAGCGCUCGUGGUAGCCAUCGCCGUCACCAACCGGCACUUCAACGCAAACGUCUCAGUAAACGAUGUGAUGACAUUCAUCCACGAAGUGGAACGAAGGUUACCGACGGGGCACAGUACGACGACUAGCCCUGCGCCACAACAUUCAACAAGCCGAUCACUCUCAAAAAACGGUGAAGUUGUAUCCAAAGUUCAAACAACUAAAUUUUCCGACCUGAGCAGUUUGUUACCCAGUGUCCCUCAAGAAACAUGGGAGUGGGUAUACAAGGAGCUCCGAUAUUCGACCAACUCGGAGGCGGUCGUCACUGGCGCAUCGGUUGUGAACUUCAUACUCGAAUCCUACACCAAUAUUCGGUGGCGACCGGCAGCCACAACCUUGCUUGUUAUCCUCACAGCGUCCGUGAUCGACACCGGCCUUUGGGAUCUGGCAAGGACUAAGGAUGCCCUGCCCGCGCAAAAAUGCGCCGAAGUGACCAACGACCUUACACCGUUAUGGGACAACGCUCUGACUAUCGCUCUCACUAGCGAUGAGAAAGACUCCGCAGUUCGCACAGUUUUCGACAAGACUGUGAACGCUAUAAGAAUGGAAGCCAUAAGCCGCACUCACGGACAGUCUGCAGUCCGCCUGUUAAACAGCAUCAUCAGUAGCAUUACGCUCCUGCUUCCAUCAGACCGGGACCCACCGGUUUUCAAUCUCACGCUUGCGAAAGACACAGACGACCAGGACGUCGGCGACGAGUAUGUCGACGCUUCCAGCCGUAUUGAAGAUUACUGCGCGAACGCCUUCGCCGUCCUCAGGUACUGGGUGUACUACGAUCGGUACCAGGCUAUCAGCAGUCUCAUCUUUCAGUUCUUCAAAGGAAGGGAGGUCUAUAACACCUCCGUUAAUAUAAUCGGAGGGUACCUUUACGUUCCCCCUGUCACUUAUGCGUUGUUGUCCUUCAGGAACAACACCGAUAGAUUAAUCAACUUGGCUAUUCUUGGCACACAGAUCGCGGACGCCACUUGGUCCUACGUAAUAAAUUCCUUUAAGUCGCAAGGCGGGACGACAGCCGAGUGGGACUUGCUGAAAUGUAGCGAUCCUAACGCACUGCUCCGUGGGCGUGUAUCGGAGCCCUGGCUGAGUACGUGGAUAACUGCGAAAGUAGCAAUGACGGAUGCGUGGUAUCUCGUAAUGGACGGCUGGGGGACGAUGAAGGUGUCCCCGAGUCAAGUGUUCUACAUGCUCGUCUUCUACCAUCACGUUUGCAGCAGCGAGAUCAACGUUGCACGUGGACAACGUCUGAGCCAAUUCAUGAGCACACUAGCGGAUUUCAAUAGAGCAUUCAACUGUCCGAUGGCGAAUGCUACUUCGAGGUGUGACACUCUUGUGCUUCACUCAAGCACCGAAAGUGCGAUGUAGUAUUCAGUUUUGCUUCCAUUCAAUUAAGCACAUGUGUUAUACGAAUAAUAUAUAUGGUAGUGAAUGUUUCAACAAGA
Ornithodoros turicata is the source of this 2270-nucleotide messenger RNA. RefSeq lists its product as uncharacterized. The record is from RefSeq and is a predicted model, not a curated record. Gene Ontology annotation, biological process: protein processing. Bases 79 to 2193 code for a protein of 704 amino acids. The transcript has 4 exons. Lineage: Eukaryota; Metazoa; Arthropoda; Arachnida; Ixodida; Argasidae. Gene Ontology annotation, cellular component: plasma membrane. Gene Ontology annotation, molecular function: metalloendopeptidase activity.